Molecule: messenger RNA, 1722 nt
Organism: Sphenostylis stenocarpa
Lineage: Eukaryota; Viridiplantae; Streptophyta; Magnoliopsida; Fabales; Fabaceae
Source: the annotation of a GenBank genome assembly
AUGCGCAGAUCGACUGCCCGCACUCGCGCCGUUUCGAAUCACAACGACGAAAUGGAUCCGAUCAAAACACGCUCCACCAACCUCUUCGCUCGCAACCCUAAGCCCGGGCCAUCGCGGUCCAUAUCUUCCGUCCUCCUCUUCAUUCUCGCGCUCUCCUUCCUCUUUCUCCUCUCUUACUACGCGUUCUCCCCCUGGGAGGGUAGUUUCCGCUAUCGGAUCAUCGUCGACGGUGGGAGCACUGGCACGCGCGUCCACGUUUUUAAGUACCGGUUAGGCAGGGCGUUGAAUUUCGGGAGGGAGGGUUUGGCCUCGAUGCGCGUGAACCCGGGGCUGUCGGCGUUCUCGGAGGAUGCGGAUGGGGCGGGAAGGUCAGUUUCGGAGCUGGUGGAAUUCGCGAAGGGGCGGAUCCCGAGGGAAAGCUGGAGGGAGACGGAGAUUCGGUUAAUGGCGACGGCGGGGUUGAGGAUGCUGGACGCGAAGGUGCAGGAAAGGAUUCUGGAGUCGUGCAGGAAGGAUUUGGUUUCCUGUUUGGAUUGGAGUGGUGUUGAGUUGUUAAAUGGAAUGUUUUAUGAAAGGGAUGGUGAUGGAACUUUGAACAUGGGAGCCUUGUUGAUGGAUGACUGCAUUGUCAGUGUCUGUAUGAUGAACUCCCUUGGUGUUCAUAAUAUCGGCUUGGAAUUGAGUGGUGAAGGUUCUGAUGAAGGAGUGUAUGCUUGGGUUGUUGCUAAUUAUGCACUUGGCACUCUUGGAGGUGAUCCUUUGGAUACAACUGGUAUUAUUGAACUUGGUGGUGCUUCUGCUCAGGUGACCUUUGUCUCAAGAGAAGCUGUGCUUCCUUCUUUCUCACGAACUGUUACAUUUGGGAAUAUCACUUACAGCCUCUACAGCCACAGCUUUCUUCACUUUGGCCUGAAUGCUGCUCAUGACUCGUGGAAAGAAGCACUUGUAUCAGGAGAAUAUAAUUUGGCUUCUCAAUCUAUUCAAGAAAGGUUGAGGAUAGAUCCUUGUACUCCUACAGGAUACUCUUAUAAUGUUGAGUUAUUGAAGUUCCCUCCGAACUCAGAAAGUGGAGAAAACCAUUAUCGGUCCACUGUCCAAACAAGGGGGAAUUUUUCAGAGUGCAGAUCUGCAGCACUUACUCUGCUACAAAAAGGGAAAGAAUCAUGUCCCUAUCAGCAUUGUGACAUCGGAUCAACUUUCAUACCAAAUCUUCAGGGGAAUUUUUUGGCUACAGAAAAUUUCUAUCACACAUCAAAGUUUUUUGGAUUGCGGCCAAGGGCCUAUCUGUCCAAGUUGAUUACUGCUGGGCAAGAAUUCUGUGGAGAGGAUUGGUUAAGGCUGAAGGAAAAAUAUGUUUCCCAUGAUGAGGAUGAUUUACAUCGGUAUUGCUUCUCUUCAGCAUAUAUUGUUGCUCUGCUUCACGACAGUCUUGGAAUUGCUUUGGAUGAUGAGAGGGUCAAGGUUGCUAAUCAGGUGGGAAGUAUUCCGCUUGAUUGGGCUCUGGGAGCUUUUAUUCUGCAAACAACAGCUGAUGCACAUAUGCAGAACCAUAACUGGACUGCCACCAUUUUCAGUGAUGAAUCGCCUACUCUCCUCUCAAUUAUUGGAUUUUUUUUAGUGUUGUUAACGGCAUGGUCUAUAUCUAGGUGGAGGAAACCUCAGUUGAAGACAAUAUAUGAUCUAGAAAAAGGACGAUAUAUAAUCACGCGCAUUGGUAGAUAA